GUUCGGCGCCGUAAAAAAGCGUUCGGACGAGGUCGGAGCUUCUCUGCAUGGCGGCUUGCUUCCGAGGGAGUACGCCAAAUUUCGCAGUCGUUCUUCUUACUCAUCGAAUUCUUUUUCGUUCGGUGAGAUGAGAAACGGAGGAAGAGCUUUUCUGGCCAUCUUUCUCUUUCUUCUUAUAUGUAUUUCCGUGGAGAUCAUCUCUCGUGACGGUGCCAAUCCCUUACGGUCCUACCUCUCCGAGGAGGCUCAUGGUGUCAAUGUGGCAGAGCAAACAUGGAUAUAUUGUAGAAAAAAAUUGAAAGACAAGAACAAAGAUUGUUUUGUCUACAUCUCUGGUGAAGCAAUAGCAAAUGGGUACGUGAAACGAUCCGUCUUAACCGGUUAUCGGCAUUGGUUAAGACCUGUCCUUGAUUCUACUACAAGCUAUCCAAGAAGGAAGCUGAUCAGUAAGAAAAAAAAGUUUGUAGUAUCUGCUCCAAACUUUGCUCUUGGUCCUACUCCUACACCAGGUCCUUCUCCAGCCUCUAGAAGUUAUGACCGUGCACCUUCAAGCUCUCCAUCUCAACCUUCUUCACAUUCGCCGGUUGAGUCACCCGAUGAAUCAAACUCUGCUCCGGUUAAGAGAAAACCGAGUGCUGCUCCUCCUAGUCAAAGUGUCCCGGGGAAGAAAUAUAAUAUAUUGAAGGAACUUAUCAUCGCUGUUGCUUCAACCGCUGUAUUAACGUUCUUUCUAGUUGCAUUGCUCUUCCUGUGUUGUUUCAGACCCAACCGCGGUGACACGGCUGGUCCUAGAAAUGGAGCAAGAGAUGAAGGACAGUUUCUACAUCUAGUUGAUUUAACAGCUGGAUCAAAUGAGACCUCUCCCACCGUUGCAAACCCAAGCAGGAGAUUUUUCAGUGCUAGCUCCAAAAAGAAAUCGUUUCUUUCUAGAUUGUCUCUCAAGAGAAAUAGUCAUGAUCAGUUUCCAACAGUUCAAGCAUCGUCAUCUUCUGGACUUGCUCCCUUAAAGCUUCCCCCGGGAAGAUCAGCAGCUUCUCCUCCAGCUCCAGCUCCAGCUCCAGCCCCACCACCUCCACAGCCGCCACCACCUCCUCCUCCUAAAUCAAAGCCUCCUCCACCACCUAAACUUGUCCGUCCUCCACCUGCACCACCAAAAGGUGUUGCUCCAAAGCGCCAAGGUCAUAGUUUAUCUGGAGAUGCUUCAGAUGUUGAUUCCGAGACUGGAGCUGCAAAGACCAAACUAAAACCGUUUUUCUGGGAUAAAAUGGCUAACCCUGAUCAGAAAAUGGUUUGGCAUGAGAUCAGCGCCGGCUCAUUCCAGUUUAACGAAGAGGCGAUGGAGUCACUGUUUGGUUACAAUGAUGGGAACAAAAACAAGAAUGGUCAAAGAGGAGACUCAUCUAGAGACUCUCCUGUCCAAUACAUACAGAUCAUUGAUCCAAGGAAAGCUCAAAACUUAUCUAUUCUUCUCCGAGCAUUGAAUGUGACAACAGAAGAAGUCGUCGAUGCCAUUAAAGAAGGUAAUGAGCUUCCGGUGGAGCUCCUUCAAACAUUGCUCAAGAUGGCUCCGACAACGGAAGAAGAACUCAAACUCAGACUGUACUCAGGAGAUGUUAACCUACUUGGCCCUGCAGAGAGAUUCUUGAAGAUUCUUGUUGAUAUACCUUUUGCAUUCAAACGUAUAGAGUCGCUUCUAUUCAUGAUCUCACUUCAAGAAGAAGUCUCUGGAAUCAAAGAAUCACUCUCAACUCUCGAGGUGGCUUGCAAGAAACUAAGAAACAGCAGACUGUUCCUAAAAUUAUUAGAAGCAGUUCUCAAGACAGGAAACAGAAUGAAUGUGGGAACAUUCCGAGGGGACGCGCAAGCUUUCAAACUCGACACGCUCUUGAAACUCUCAGACGUCAAAGGAACUGAUGGCAAAACCACGCUGUUAAACUUUGUUGUUCUUGAGAUCAUUCGUUCUGAAGGCGUUCGUGCUCUCCGCCUCCAAAGCAAAAGCUUCUCGAGCGUUAGAACAGACGACACCAACACAGACACAACAAGUCCACAGUUAGUGGAGCGUUACAGAAGCACAGGACUCCAAGUGGUUUCGGGACUAACCACAGAGCUUGAAGAUGUCAAGAGGGCAGCAAUCAUAGACGCUGAUGGAUUAGCUGCAACGCUGGCGAAUCUAAGCGGCUCGCUGACCAACGCGAGGGAGUUUCUAAAGUCGAUGGACGAAGAGAGUGACUUCGAGAAAGCUUUAGCUGGGUUUAUAGAACGUGCAGAUGGGGAUAUAAAGUGGUUGAAGGAAGAAGAAGAGAGGAUCAUGGCUUUGGUGAAAAGUUCUGCUGAUUAUUUCCAUGGCAAGUCAGCUAAGAACGAAGGGUUGCGUUUGUUUGCUAUAGUUCGUGAUUUCUUGAUAAUGUUGGAGAAAGUUUGUCGACAAGUUAAGGAAACUACGACAACUACGAAGACAACGAAUUAUUCGGGCAAGAAAGACACUCAAGUGAUGCAGGAUAGUAAUCAACCUUCGACAGAUAACGUUCAACGGCGUUUGUUUCCGGCGAUAGCUGAACGGAGAGAAGACAGUUCCGAUGAUUCAGACGACGAGUAGUUCAUCUUCUUAGUUGUUUCUUUAUCUUGCGGCUAAACUUGCUGUUCAAAAUGCUGAUCGGUAAGUUUUGUUAGCUAAUUUUCAGACCAAACUGUUCAAUAUUAUAACUAUACACUUUGUACUUUAUACAUCUACCGUAUAUUUGUACACCUUCUAUUCAUGUAUAUUCCUUUAUCCUCUCAUUUUUUCUUUUUG
Eruca vesicaria subsp. sativa (arugula) is the source of this 2791-nucleotide messenger RNA. The record is from the annotation of a GenBank genome assembly. Lineage: Eukaryota; Viridiplantae; Streptophyta; Magnoliopsida; Brassicales; Brassicaceae.